Erythranthe guttata (spotted monkey flower) is the source of this 2154-nucleotide messenger RNA. RefSeq names its product Tetratricopeptide repeat (TPR)-like superfamily protein. Gene Ontology annotation, biological process: RNA modification. The record is from RefSeq and is a predicted model, not a curated record. Gene Ontology annotation, molecular function: zinc ion binding; protein binding; RNA binding. NCBI's taxonomy places the organism in Eukaryota, Viridiplantae, Streptophyta, Magnoliopsida, Lamiales, Phrymaceae.
UUAUCACUGACCAAAGGGUUUAAUCAUUCAUUUCCAUUCCACCACCGCAACAACCUCAAUCGGAAAAAAUGGCGUCGCCUCUAUCGUCGAUUCUCAGAGUUCGAUUUGCCUCCACCAUCGCCGCAUCUUCUCACGGCAAGGUACGAUUUUCUCGCCCCUUCAUUUCUGUUCCCAAAACCCUAAUCCGAAGCCCCUCUUUCCCCAUCAUCAGAACCCUAUCAACCUCCGCCAUACCCGACGAUUUCCAGAGGCCGAAUACCCAGCAGCCCUCUACCUCUUCAUUCAAUUACAAUCAGAACCCUGAUAAUCAGUGGGCCCCACGGAACAAUGAAUUCGGGAGCCCUAGUAAUCAGCGGAACAGUAAUUUGCAGAAUCAGGGAUAUAGUAGUAGUGGUUACACCAAUGGUGGAGUGAAUCAGGGUUACCCGGGUCAAGGAGGUUUUAAUUCGGGUCAGGGCGAUCCAUUACAACGGGCAGCAAACCCUAGCCCUAAUUUUUCCAAUCAAGGGUUUCGGCAGAACCAGAAUUACCCUCCUCCCAGUGGAAAUGUUAGUCAGUGGAGCAACAAUCAAAAUCAAGGAUAUGGCCGAAAUCCUGCUCCAAUUCCGGAUAGGAAUUAUCCUCCACAAGGAGGGUUUCAGAACCAGGCUUAUCCGCAAAUCCCGAAUCAGAACCGUGAGCUUCCAAAUGGAGGUGCAAAUCAAUGGAAGAAUGAACAUAAUCAAAACCCUAAUAUGGGCUACCCACAACAACAGCAACAAAACCAGAACCAGUGGGGAUCACAAGGGCAGCCCAUUGGAAAUAAUCAGCUCCAGAACCAAGGUCCGGUCACUAGCAAUCAGGCGGGCCCACUUGAUGUUGUUGACUUACUGAGUUUGUGCAGAGAAGGUAAGGUUAAGGAAGUGAUAGAACACCUGGACCAGGGUGUGCGUGCAACUGCCGAGUGUUUCAGCUUGCUUUUCCAGUUAUGCGGCAAUUCGAAGAAAUUUGAGGAUGCGAAAAAGGUGCACGACUAUUUCUUGAGGUCAACUUUCAGGAGCGAUUUGCAAUUGCAGAAUAAGGUGCUGGAGAUGUACUCAAAGUGUGGGAGCAUGACAGAUGCACGCCGAGUGUUUGAUCAUAUGACCGACAGAAACAUGGAUUCUUGGCAUUUGAUGAUGAAUGGGUACGCGGUGAAUGGUCUUGGGGAUGACGGACUGGCAUUGUUUGAGCAGAUGAGGAAGUUAGGUUUGCCACCAAACGAGCAAACUUACCUCGUUGUUCUAGAAGCUUGUGCCAGCGCCGAAGCAAUCGAAGAGGGAUUUAUACAUUUCGAGGCAAUGAAGGAUUACGGUAUUUCUCCUGGUAUUGAGCAUUACCUGGCACUAUUAGGUGUUCUUGGAAAAUCGGGACAUCUAACCGAAGCCGAGGCUUAUAUCAAAACUCUUCCGUUUGAACCCACAACUGUUAUUUGGGAGGCAUUAAUGAACUAUGCUCGUAUACAUGGAGAUAUUGACCUCGAAGACCGUGCAGAGGAGUUGAUGGUCAACAUUGACCCUUCGAAGGCUAUCACAAACAAGAUUCCCACUCCACCACCGAAGAAGCAAUCUGCUGUCAACAUGCUUGUGGGGAGGAACAGAAUACCCGAGUUUCGCAACCCUACUCUGUACAAGGAUGACGAAAAAUUGAGGGCCGCGAAAAAAGAGCAAGCGUAUGUGCCUGACACAAGGUAUGUUCUUCACGACAUUGAUCAAGAGGCGAAAGAGCAGGCACUGCUCUACCACAGCGAGCGUCUGGCGAUUGCUUACGGUCUCAUUAGUACUCCUGCGCGGACCCCACUGCGUAUUAUUAAGAAUCUACGAGUUUGUGGUGACUGUCACAAUGCGAUCAAGAUAAUGUCAAGAAUAGUCGGGAGAGAGUUGAUUGUUAGGGAUAACAAAAGGUUUCAUCAUUUCAAGGAUGGCAAAUGCUCUUGCAAUGACUACUGGUAAGUUCACAAUGAUCAGGUCAUGUCUGGAAGGGCGGUACUGUAAUUUCCAAUGUGGAGCUUUGGAGGUGAAAUUAAUUUAGUUCUUAUUUAUCUCUCACUGGCAGUUUAGUUUGUAAGGUGCCUACUGUAGGUAUGUUUUUUUUCCCCGAACAUCUCAGAUAAUAUUGUUUUAAGUUCUUUCUUCA